Cornus florida is the source of this 2208-nucleotide messenger RNA. RefSeq names its product protein NUCLEAR FUSION DEFECTIVE 4-like. The record is from RefSeq and is a predicted model, not a curated record. The coding region runs from base 201 to 1886 and encodes 561 amino acids. Gene Ontology annotation, cellular component: membrane. Lineage: Eukaryota; Viridiplantae; Streptophyta; Magnoliopsida; Cornales; Cornaceae. The transcript has 3 exons.
CUCUCUAUAUCAUACACCAAGAACAGAGGAGAUGUAGGAGGAAAAACCAUACAAAUACCCUGAGAAAAACAAACCAUUGCUGGACCUCCUGUCAACAUUUCUCAGAGGGUCCCCACGACUUCUUUUCUCUCUCUCUGUAUAUAAACACACACACAAACACAAACACACACGCGUGUACAGGAAAAGUGAAGGAGAGGAAAAUGGCAGGAGGGCAGUCAAGGAAAUGGAUGAUAUUGGUGGCAAGUACAUGGAUACAGGCGUUUACAGGGACCAACUUUGACUUCUCGGCGUACUCGUCGGAGUUGAAAUCGGUGUUGGGUAUAUCUCAGGUGCAGCUCAACUACCUGGCCGUGGCGUCGGAUAUGGGUAAGGCUUUUGGGUGGUGUUCAGGGGUCUCUCUGCUCUAUCUUCCUCUGCUGGUUGUUCUGUUCAUGGCAGCUCUCAUGGGUUUUUGUGGUUAUGGUCUUCAGUGGUUUGUCAUUCAUAGAAUCAUCACCUUGCCUUAUUACAUGGUAUUUUUUCUGUGUUUGUUGGCUGGUUGUAGCAUCUGCUGGUUCAACACGGUAUGUUACGUUUUAUGCAUCAAAAACUUCCCAGCAAAUCGGCCACUGGCAUUGUCACUCAGCAUCAGUUUCAAUGGCGUAAGUGCAGCAUUAUACACACUCAUUGCCAAUGCCAUAAACUCCACCAAUUACACCCUGUAUCUUCUUCUAAAUGGCCUCGUCCCCCUUAUCACAUCAGUGGUGGCCUUAGUCCCGAUCCUCGGCCAACCCAAACUACAAGUCCUUCCAGCUGAUACUGUUCGUCAUGACACUGUCAUAUUCCUCUUUCUCAAUGUCAUAGCUGUAUUUACAGGUCUAUAUCUCCUCCUCCUCGAUUCAGUAUCAUCCAAUGCAUCAAUAGCGCGCAUUCUCUUAGCUGGAGCCAUAAUUCUACUAGUUCUCCCCUUGGUUACGCCUGGCAUUGUCUGUGCCCGGGAAUGGGCAUUUCGAACCAUUUACUCAAAAUUUUGCCUUGACGACGGCAUUUUCAAAUUAGUUGACGUUGAUGAUCUUGAGAUACAUAAAGAACUUAUCGGAAAUGAGACUUCAAUCACAGAAGGUAUCUUGAAUGGUAAUUCAAACAGUUCAAGAGAGGAGGAAGGGUGUUUUCACGCAUUGUUAGGGAAGAAUCAGUUGGCAGUGCUCGGAGAGGAACACACAGCUCGGAUGCUUGUGCGUCGCUGGGAUUUCUGGCUCUAUUACAUUGCAUAUUUCUGUGGGGGAACAAUUGGGCUGGUUUAUAGUAAUAAUCUAGGGCAGAUUUCAGAAUCUCUUGGAUACGGUACACGGACUAGCACGAUUGUUACACUCUACUCAGCAUGCUCCUUUUUUGGUCGUUUGUUUUCGUCUGCCCCAGUCUUCCUACAAGACAAGCUGUACUUUGCGAGGACUGGGUGGUUUGCCAUUGCACUUGUACCGAUGCCAAUCGCCUUCCUUUGGCUUGCUUUAUCAGGCAGUGAGACAGCACUAACUGCUGGCACAAGCUUGAUUGGACUUAGCUCCGGGUUCUUGUUUUCAGCAGCUGUGUCAAUCACAUCGGAGCUAUUCGGACCAAACAGUGCCGGGGUCAACCACAACAUACUCAUAACCAACAUUCCGCUCGGCUCACUCCUCUACGGUCUUAUGGCAGCCAUAGUCUAUGAUGGGAACGCAAAAAGCUCAAACCAAGUGGCUUUAACGGAGGUCUCAAUUUGCAUGGGUAGGAAAUGUUACUUUGAGACAUUUGUGUGGUGGGGGUGCUUCUCCUUGUUGGGCUUAGCUUCUAGCUUUUUGCUUUUCCUAAGAACAAAGGGUGCCUAUGACCGGUCCGAGAGGAACCGGAAUCGGAUGCAAUUCUCUGAGUAGAUGACCUCGAUCCAUCUUGAUGGGAACUAAAUUUUGUAAUUAAGCUCAGUGAUGUAUUAGGAUUUCACUGAGAAACUAACAAGUCUCAAAAAUAGUUCAUAUAGUUAGAUGAAGGAGAUACUUAUCAAAAAAAAAAAAAAAUAGUUAGAUGAAGGAGACACAUACUAAUUGUUAUAUACUAAAGAAGUUGAGAGAAUAAGGCAUCAGCUUAACUUCUUGGCAAAGUUCUUAGGUAGUUGUCCUAAAGUUGGAAUCAAAUCCCUCAAUUUAAGCAAGUAUUUAUAGAGGAGAAAGAAUAAUAUUUAGUGUGUCUUUGGCUGCA